Messenger RNA from Siniperca chuatsi (mandarin fish), 4228 nucleotides. It is a transcript of the gene asb8, whose product is annotated as ankyrin repeat and SOCS box containing 8. Gene Ontology annotation, biological process: intracellular signal transduction. NCBI's taxonomy places the organism in Eukaryota, Metazoa, Chordata, Actinopteri, Centrarchiformes, Sinipercidae. The transcript is spliced from 4 exons. The record is from RefSeq and is a predicted model, not a curated record. The coding region runs from base 267 to 1136 and encodes 289 amino acids. Gene Ontology annotation, molecular function: protein binding.
CAGACAUCAUAAACGCCGGUAUUCGAAGAAACUAUCAACUUAUAUGAAGUUAUCGCAGAAUAAAGCGAGCGUUGGCUCAGUGAGGUUUAAAUACAGGGAACAGAGGCUCGAGGCAGAGGGCGUGGCCGCGAGCGGUGACGUUCUGUGUUUAUGUCAAACUGAGCAGCAAACAGUCAGUCCGGUAACCUGUCAGACCUUCAAACCGUGGACCAUAAACGUGUGCCGUAGUGUCACCCCUGCUCGGGUGCCAUGGUCCUCAGUUACACAUGAGCUCUACUAUGUGGUACAUCAUGCAAAGCAUUCAAAGUAAAUAUUCCUUGUCUGAGCGGCUCAUCCGCACCAUCGCAGCCAUCCGCUCAUUCCCACACGACAAUGUGGAGGAUCUCAUUCGUAAGGGAGCUGAUGUGAACAGGAUGCAUGGCACACUUAAGCCCCUGCACUGUGCUUGUAUGGUCGCUGAUGCUGACUGUGUGGAGCUGCUGUUGGAGAAGGGGGCAGAGGUGAAUGCUUUGGAUGGAUAUAACCGCACAGCACUGCACUAUGCAGCAGAGAAGGAUGAGAGCUGCGUGGAGCUGCUGUUGGAGUAUGGGGCCCAGCCAAACGCCCUGGACGGCAACAAGGACACUCCACUUCACUGGGCCGCCUUCAAAGAUAACCCAGAGUGUGUGAGGGCCCUGCUGGAGAGCGGGGCCUGUCCCAAUUCCCGGGACUACAACAGUGACACGCCUUUGAGCUGGGCAGCAAUGAAGGGCAACCUGGAGAGCGUCAAAGUGCUAUUAGACUACGGAGCCCAGGUCCAUGUGACAAACCUGAAGGGCCAGACCCCUAUCUCCCGAUUGGUGGCCCUGUUGGCCCGGGGCCUGGGCACUGAUCAGGAAGAGGAGUGCCUAGAGCUGCUGUGCCGGGCAGCAGGGCGGUUUGAGAUCCGACGGGCUGACGGCACCCUUCCCAGGGAGCUGAGUAAGGAUCCCCAGCUGCUGGCAAGGCUGACCAACAUGGUGGCUCAGGCUCCUACACUUCGCUCUCUGGCACGUUGUGCUGUCCGGCAGAGUCUUGGAGUGCAGUUCCUCCCCACUGCUGUAAAAGACCUUCCUUUACCAGAGACUAUCAAAGACUAUCUACUGCUGAGAGACUGAGGCCAUGAAACAAUUGGGGGGCUCCCAGAUUUCACUGGCUAAUUAUUAGACAGCUCACCACAGCAUUUACUGGCAAGGAAGUGUCUCAAUUGAAUUAUAGGAUAUUGUCUGACAGUGGCCCUCAUUUAUCAAACCUUCUUGAAAAUGAACACAGGGAGAGAUGUAUAAACUUCUCUAAGUCCUUUUUUAUUACCUUGUGGUUGCACAACAUUUAAAUCAGGAGUGCAGAUUUGAUCAGUUAGUUGUAGGAAGAAGACUGCACCAGUCCAUGUGUCCAUUGUUUCAUAAAAACACCAAAAAAAUAAUGCAUUUUUUGCUUACCUCUGGCCUGUUAAAAAGAAGUCUUGGUGGAGCAAAGUUUUUGUCAGCCCACCCUGCAUGCAGUACAAAAAGAAACCAUAACAUCAGAGUUGUUGGGUGUCAUCAUAGGAAUUGACCUACAUGAAGCUACUUGUCCAAUCAUCCACCUGUUCACAAAAAUCCAGUGCAUCUUUGACAUUUUAAGUAGGCUUAUUGUUUUGUAUGCAAAAUUCACAAUAAGCAUUUAAUAUUACAUUUUUAAAUGUAAUGAAAAAUGCUAUUGUGGUUUGUCACAUAGCAUGAGGAAAAUAUUGAGUUUGGUGGUAAAAUUAGUAUAUGCUCAUUGUGAGAUUACAUUUAAAUGUAAGAUAGGUGUAUGAAUGAGGGCCAUUGUCUAAUGAUGCAGGCUGUCCAGUAAUUCUAUCAGAAGAUGCAGUUCCUGAAGAAGUGCUCAGGAACGAAUGUUAUGCAGUUUGUAUGAUAGUUGGAGUGGCCAUCUCUCUCUCGAUUACAUCCCAGUGAACUCACAAUGCAAUCAUUUUUGCAAUACCAAGGUGGUUAAAAAAACACACUUUGACCAGAACAUAAAAGAUUGUGCCAGGAACAGUUUUAUUUGUUAUGUAAAAGCAACAAAAGGUUGCAGAAUAUUAUCAUUGGUUUCAUAAAAUGUGCCAGGCUCACUAAUCUUGCCUCCAUCGAGUCCUCUGAAAACGUUCAACACUAGUAAAAGUGAGGUCAACAUGCCUGCUGUCAUAUGUGAUUUACUAUUUAUUUGGGCUUUAUUUUAAUGAAGGGUGCAGUUACAGUUGCCAAGGAGGAAUAAAAUGUUCUUUAUUUUUUAUUUUUACAAUGGAUGUUUUCAGUCUUACAAAAGUUUAGGUUUUCAAGGGUGCUCCCUGGUCCACAAAUUUGCAGCAUAUGUUUUUGCUGCAAAAUUAACUUUAUUUUAAAUUAAAUAUUUAAAUGUUAGAACCAUGAAAUGGCAUGAUUACUUUUAAGUUUUUGUUCUAGAAAGAUUCACUUAUUAAGCUUGCAAAAUGUAUUUACAUUUGUUAUGGCAUCUGUCUAUAAUCUGACCAUUUCUGUGCUUGAUUUUGUUUGCUUGUUCUGCUGCUGUAUAAAAAUUAACCCCUUAGAUCAUGUCUUGUGUACAUCUGCAAAAGUGCUUUUUUCUUUGUCAAGGUAAUGAAAGUAAAUGCCUUUUAUAUUCUAUACAUUUAUUUUCUCUCUAUUGUUCUUCACAAAAAAUGAGAACUCAUUAAGUUUAAACAGACAGCUAUAAUACAUCUAUCAAUUUAUAACUAAGCACUAUUACUUUAAAGCUCUGCUGCAGUAGGCUAUGAAACCCCUCUGAAACACUUUGCUGUGUCAUAUUCAAAUUAUUGGCUUGAUUCAGAUUGAGGUUUUAUUUGCAUAGGUCUUUUUUCACAGCAGACAUUUUAACUUGUCAUAGUAUGAAGAGCACAGGUGUUACUAAUAGCAUGAACGAUGGCUCUGUUCUAUUCAAGUGUCACAGUGAGCCAGUAAUACACACACACAAUACUAGGGCCCUGAAACCAAAGCAGCUAAAUGGAAUUCAGCCAUCAUUCAUUUUAUUAUUUGCACCUGUGCUUCUCCUGCACCUUUAAUACAUUGAUACAGGAUUGAAGACCGCUGUGAUCACUUAGUGCCUGUAUAAUUACAGUUUGACUGCACUCAGACUGAAUCACAGUCAUUACAAAGAGAGGGCCAGAGGAGCUCAAAUAUGAGAAACCACAUCAUAAAUUUACAGUCAGAAUUGUUACUUGGUUGUUAGCUGUUUCUGAGCAUUUUCAAAUACUUGGGCAAAAAACUACUCUGGGUGUCUAAUGAACUUAUGAUACAAGAGGGGACAAUAACUAACAGCUAAACAGGAAUUUUAGAUUCAUUUAGACACUGAAAAACAUAUUUACUUUGUAAAAACAGGGGUGAACUAAAUCUUCCACGGAAGAACUUUGGCAAAACAUUAAGGUGAUCAAGAAACAGUUGACUUUAAUUUUACUUUGGUCUCUUGAAAGGAAUACAAAAGCGAACUUUCAAUUCUCAAAUUAUCCAUAGGGGGUCUCUCUAGUCUCUGAAUUCACAUUCAUUGGCUUGUAAACGGCCUCUGAAUGAGAUGCUUAGUGUGAUUUGUAAAUUGGAGGAAAAUUGUAAUGUUAUGUAACACUUGCUGUGGAUUACAUCAGCUGCCUCGUCUUUAAUGCUUUAUGCAUUUCCAAACAUAAUAAGAUUUGGAUAAGGAAAAACUCCCCAAUUUAAACUUCUAAUGAACGUCUCAAGUAAAAGUUCAAUAUCGAUAUACAGUAUCUAAUUCGCUGACCAUUUAGUAUAUAUUAGUAUACAUUUUUGUAUACUAAAUGCACUCAAUGGCUUUUAAGGAAGAAACAUUUUAUUGGUUACAGUUAAAUCAAUAGAGAUAAUGUUGUUUUUGAUGUCUGUACAAUGAGCAGCAGAAGUGACUGUCUUGAACUUACUAUUAUAAGGGGAAUUCUUUAAUCAUAAAGCCAAAUGUACAAAAGAAUGACCUUUUUUCACAGUCUUAUUACCUACUAUUGCAUUAAUGGAAUAUGGCAUGGAAUAUAUUAUUUUGUAUUUUAUGGUGAGUCCUUUUAAGUUACUUUAGUUUAGCCUUAAACACUAAUGUACUUUUCUACUUUUUAUGUGUGUAUUUGGGUGCCUUGAUCUAUUUCUUAGUAGCCUACUGAAGUUUUUGCAUUGCCUACAUGCUGUAGAUUAUACAACGGGUCAAAAAAAGCAAUAAAGUUUUAAGAUGA